Malassezia globosa CBS 7966 is the source of this 1269-nucleotide messenger RNA. RefSeq lists its product as uncharacterized. Gene Ontology annotation, molecular function: pyridoxal phosphate binding; L-aspartate:2-oxoglutarate transaminase activity. Gene Ontology annotation, cellular component: cytosol. The record is from RefSeq and is a predicted model, not a curated record. The transcript has a single exon. Gene Ontology annotation, biological process: L-aspartate biosynthetic process. The coding region runs from base 1 to 1269 and encodes 422 amino acids. Lineage: Eukaryota; Fungi; Basidiomycota; Malasseziomycetes; Malasseziales; Malasseziaceae.
AUGACCAUGUCAUCUAGUGCACCAUCCCUCGACAAGCUGUGGAGCGAAAUUCCCAAAGCUCCUGGAGAUUCGAUCCUGGCUCUCAGCUCGGGCUAUGCGAAUGACGCGUCCGAAAAGAAGGCGAAUCUGGGCGUCGGUGCCUACCGAGACGAGCAAGGCAAGCCGUGGGUCUUGCCUGCUGUACGAAUGGCCAGAGAAGAGCUUCUCAACGAUCCUAACUGGAAUCAUGAAUACCUCCCGAUUCCGGGCUUUGCACCUUUCGUAAGCUCGGCUGCCAAACUCAUGUUUGGCGAUGACGCCGCAUGUAUUAAGGAGAACCGUGUCGUGUCGAAUCAAACCAUCAGUGGCUCAGGCGCAAAUCAUCUGGGUGCUGAAUUUCUGCACGAUUUCUAUCCGUUCCCGAGCGGUAAGAAGCAGAUCUACGUGUCGGACCCGUCUUGGCCGAACCACUUUGCUAUUUUGGGCGCUGCGAAUCUCGAGACGGUCAAGUACACAUACUACAACCCACAGACACGCUCGCUUGACUUCGACGGUAUGUACAAGGAACUUUCGCAAGCGGAGGAUGGCUCCGUUGUCCUCCUUCAUGCAUGUGCCCACAAUCCGACAGGUGUCGACCCAACCGAAGAGCAAUGGACCAAGCUUGCCGAACUGUUCGCGUCGAAGAAGUUGUUUGCGUUCUUUGAUUCGGCAUACCAGGGCUUUGCUUCUGGCGAUCCAGCCAAAGACGCAUUUGCUGUGCGUCUAUUCGCAUCUCGUGGCGACAUUGCCAUGCUCGUGUGCCAGAGCUUUGCCAAGAACGCUGGUCUGUACGGCGAGCGUGUCGGUGCAUUGCACGUGAUGACUGGCUCAUCCAAGCAGGCUGAGGCCGUACAGAGCCAGCUCAACAUAAUUACCCGGCGCGAGAACAGUACGAUGCCUGCCUUUGGUGCGCGCAUUGUCGCCAAGAUCUUGACAGAGCCCAAAUUGCGUGCUGAAUGGGACAGGAACAUUACCACCAUGUCCCACCGUAUCAUCGGCAUGCGUGAGAAGCUGUACGAUCUGCUCACACAAAAGUUCCAGACCCCUGGGACUUGGGACCACAUCAAGACGCAGACCGGCAUGUUUUCGUACCUCGGCCUUAACGAGAGUCAAUGUGACCGACUCGUCAAGGAGGGUCAUAUUUACCUCAUGCGCACUGGGCGUGUGAGCAUGUCAGGCUUCAACCCAGCCAAUGUGGAAUACAUUGCGAUGUGGAUUGACAAGGUGGUGCGUGAGCGUUCGAAUUUGUAG